Messenger RNA from Ceutorhynchus assimilis (cabbage seed weevil), 1993 nucleotides. NCBI's taxonomy places the organism in Eukaryota, Metazoa, Arthropoda, Insecta, Coleoptera, Curculionidae. The record is from the annotation of a GenBank genome assembly.
GUCAAAUUGAAAAUUCAAAAGGCCGACGUCAAAUUUAAUUUGUGCCUCAAAUAUUUGAUUAAUUUAUUUAGAUAUUAUAAUAAUAUACUCAAAAAAAUGGAGAAUAGUACCAGAUUCAAUGAUAUCGACCUUCUUCAGGAAGCGCAGAUAUGUUGGGCAUUCCCAUCAGAUCGUGAGUACACCUACUUUGAAUCCCCCGCUCUGUAUCCGGUGGCCAAUGGAGAAGAGCCAAAUCAAAAUUUUAAUCCUGCAACCAACCCAGAAGUUUCCUCAAAUUGUACCAUAGACGUUGAGUAUUCCGCACCCACAGGGCAGUAUAUUGUUCAACAGAAAGUUGAUGCUAAUUCGAUGCCUAACAAGAUGACACAUCAACAAGCCGCUGCUGUCCAAUGGUUGAUGGAACAUUUCGAGAUCUCAGCUCGAACUUCCCUUCCUAGAUCGACAAUUUACGGUCAUUACUUAAAACACUCCUUAGAUAAUAAGCUGGAACCUUUUAAUGCUGCUUCAUUUGGAAAACUUAUACGUUCGGUGUUUCUAGACCUGAAAACUAGACGUCUUGGAACAAGGGGCAAUUCUAAAUAUCAUUACCAAGGUAUUCAGCUUAAGCCGAGCUCUCCUUUAAAAAAUAUCGAAGCUUCUUCAAGCAAGGUUACUUUGAAUUUAAGUUACGCAGACAAUUCUCAAGCUACUACUGUCCGUCAAUCGGAUUCGUCGGAUACUACACGGUCAAAUGGGUCAUUGCUUCAACAAGGAGUGGCAUAUUUGGGAGAAGCGAGCAACGCGAUACCGGCGUUUCCUGAAAUUUAUUUUCAAGAAUCAUUGCCUGAGGAUUGUGUAUAUGAAGAUGUGGAUACGCUUAAAUCAAUAUACAGGGAACAUUUGGAAGCAUUCUUAGAUGCUAUAUUAAGCUUAGAUUUCAACACUGUUGAGACUUUAUGGAGGGAAUUUUGGAGAUCUCAAUACGAUGAUAAUGGAGAUGAAUGCGAAGAAGAAAAUUAUUUUUCCAAGUCCAAGCUGUUUUCCCUUUGCUCACUAGAACCAGUUCAAACUUUCAUAAAACAAGUGGAUUUGAUGUUUUACCAGAACCUUAUCCAGAUAUUAGUUCCUGAUAUUCUGAAGCCUUUUCCAGUCAGUCAUGUCCAAUCUAUAUGGUCCUUUGCUAAUAAUCUGGACAAUUGGCUGAAGAGUGCAAUGGUGGACGCCCCACCGUCAAUGCUUCAAAUAAAACUGACCACAGCAUAUGCUUUCAGUUCCGGUUUGCAAGCCCACACCAAGCUCAACCACGUAAUGCAAGCUUCUAAAGCUGUUUUGCAAAACCGAAUCAGAACUGGACAAAUGUUGGCUGAUUUGAACAACGUCGAUUUCAAGAGAAUUAGAAAACAAGCAGCUUGGUUUUUUGGAUGUCACGAUGAAAUUAUAUCUCGUUUCGAGAACGAGUUCAAGCUUAACUUGCAGAAGCAAAGCUCUUUGGAGGACUGGACAUGUUGGCUGGAGAGUGUGACGAAAAGUGCAUUGAAGCCUUAUGAAGGUCUGCCGACUUUUUCGAAAAGAGCAAGAGAAUUAGUGAUAAAAUGGAGUUUUUUCAGCUGUAUGGUAAUAACGGAUCUCAGUUUUCGUUCAGCAAUAACCUUUGGAUCGUUUCAUUUGAUUCGUUUGCUAAAUGAUGAGUACAUGACUCACAUAAUCAAGAAUCAAAUUGCUAGAGCCACUGGUCUACUUCCUAUCGCUGUCAUGUUGGAGGACACUAAAGAAGACCUCGUGCAAAAUCACCCAAGCGUGUACGGCGCCAACGAGCCGUAUUUCUUUCCGACUGAUCAAUCUAGGAUGUAGUAAUAUUUAUUUUAAUUAUGUUAUUGUUGAACCCUUAUUUGUUGAUAAUAGUUUGUAGUUCUAUUUAAAGAGUUUCUGUAAUAAAAUAGUUAUCUAGUAAUUUACUUCUACUUAUCAUUUUUAUUUGAAAUAAUUAACAUCAAUCUAUGUACCUAGUUGUUAU